AUGGGUAUUGAGAUGGAGAGAUACCUGAAUAAUAUGGGUAGUGAGAUGGAGAGAUACCUGAAUAAUAUGGGUAGUGAGAUGGAGAGAUACCUGAAUAAUAUGGGUAGUGAGAUGGAGAGAAACCUGAAUAAUAUGGGUAGUGAGAUGGAGAGAUACCUGAAUAAUAUGGGUAGUGAGAUGGAGAGAUACCUGAAUAAUAUGGGUAGUGAGAUGGAGAGAUACCUGAAUAAUAUGGGUAGUGAGAUGGAGAGAUACCUGAAUAAUAUGGGUAGUGAGAUGGAGAGAUACCUGAAUAAUAUGGGUAGUGAGAUGGAGAGAUACCUGAAUAAUAUGGGUAGUGAGAUGGAGAGAUACCUGAAUAAUAUGGGUAGUGAGAUGGAGAGAUACCUGAAUAAUAUGGGUAGUGAGAUGGAGAGAUACCUUAAUAAUAUGGGAAGUGAGAUGGAGAGAUACCUGAAUAAUAUGGGUAGUGAGAUGGAGAGAUACCUGAAUAAUAUGGGUAGUGAGAUGGAGAGAUACCUGAAUAAUAUGGGUAGUGAGAUAAAGAGACACCUGAAUAAUAUGGGUAGUGAGAUGGAGAGAUACCUGAAUAAUAUGGGUAGUGAGAUGGAGAGAUACCUGAAUAAUAUGGGUAAUGAGAUGGAGAGAUACCUGAAUAAUAUGGGUAGUGAGAUGGAGAGAUACCUGAACAAUAUGGGUAGUGAGAUGGAGAGAUACCUGAAUAAUAUGGGUAGUGAGAUUGAGAGAUACCUGAAAAAUAUGGGUAGUGAGAUGGAGAGAUACCUGAAUAAUAUGGGUAGUGAGAUGGAGAGAUACCUGAAUAAUAUGGGUAGUGAGAUGGAGAGAUACCUGAAUAAUAUGGGUAGUGAGAUGGAGAGAUACCUGAAUAAUAUGGGAAGUGAGAUGGAGAGAUACCUGAAUAAUAUGGGUAGUGAGAUGGAGAGAUACCUGAAUAAUAUGGGUAGUGAGAUGGAGAGAUACCUGAAUAAUAUGGGUAGUGAGAUGGAGAGACACCUGAAUAAUAUGGGUAGUGAGAUGGAGAGAUACCUGAAUAAUAUGGGUAGUGAGAUGGAGAGAUACCUGAAUAAUAUGGGUAGUGAUAUGGAGAGAUACCUGAAUAAUAUGGGAAGUGAGAUGGAGAGAUACCUGAAUAAUAUGCGUAGUGAGAUGGAGAGAUACCUGAAAAAUAUGGGUAGUGAGAUGGAGAGAUACCUGAAUAAUAUGCGUAGUGAGAUGGAGAGAUACCUGAAAAAUAUGGGUAGUGAGAUGGAGAGAUACCUGAAUAAUAUGGGUAGUGAGAUGGAGAGAUACCUGAAUAAUAUGGGUAGUGAGAUGGAGAGAUACCUGAAUAAUAUGGGUAGUGAGAUGGAGAGAUACCUGAAUAAUAUGGGUAGUGAGAUGGAGAGAUACCUGAAUAAUAUGGGUAGUGAGAUGGAGAGAUACCUGAAUAAUAUGGGUAGUGAGAUGGAGAGAUACCUGAAUAAUAUGGGUAGUGAGAUGGAGAGAUACCUGAAUAAUAUGGGUAGUGAGAUGGAGAGAUACCUGAAUAAUAUGGGUAGUGAGAUGGAGAGAUACCUGAAUAAUAUGGGUAGUGAGAUGGAGAGAUACCUGAAUAAUAUGGGUAGUGAGAUGGAGAGAUACCUGAAUAAUAUGGGUAGUGAGAUGGAGAGAUACCUAAAUAAUAUGGGUAGUGAGAUGGAGGAGGCCCGGCUAAUAUUCCAGCAUGCUCUAGUGGCCCAGCGGGUGUCCUCAAAGCUGCCCAAAGUGGUGGCCGGCGAGAAGCCCAUUGCCAAGCAACUCAAUCCGUCCGUCAGUCCGUCCGCCCGCCCGCCCACCCUGCUGUCAGUCCGCCCGCCCACCCACCUGUCAGUCCAUCUGUCAGUCCGUCUGUCCUCCCACCCACCCGUCCGACCGUCUGCCUGCCGCCCGCCUGUAAGUCUGUCCAUCAGUCCGUCCGCCCACCCGCCUGCCAGUCCGUCCACCCACCCGCAUGUCAGUCCGUCCAUCAGUCUGUCCGUCCGCCUGCCUGUCAGUCCACCCGCCCGCCCGCCUGUCAGUCCGUCCGUCCACCCACCUGUCUGUUCGUCCAUCCGCCCACCCACCUGUUAG
Salvelinus namaycush (lake trout) is the source of this 2109-nucleotide messenger RNA. RefSeq lists its product as uncharacterized. The transcript has 3 exons. Gene Ontology annotation, cellular component: extracellular region. Bases 1 to 2109 code for a protein of 702 amino acids. NCBI's taxonomy places the organism in Eukaryota, Metazoa, Chordata, Actinopteri, Salmoniformes, Salmonidae. The record is from RefSeq and is a predicted model, not a curated record. Gene Ontology annotation, molecular function: lipid binding. Gene Ontology annotation, biological process: lipoprotein metabolic process; lipid transport.